AAGCUCCAAAGACACAAAGAAGAGCUAAUGUUUUGAAACUCACUGCUUCACACUGAUUAUGGACAUUUUGCAGUUUUCUGAGGUUGUUUAAGAGCAGGGACGUGAGGUUUAACAGAUGUUUGUUUACAGUUUCGUCGCGUAGAGCCGUGAGUAAAGUCUGUUUUGGUUGAGUCUGUUCAGGAUAAACAUAGAAACACUAUUCCGCUCACAAACUGAAGCUAGCUAAGAGCCAACUGUCCAUAAAAACAACACAAUCAGUCAUGCCACGACCAUCUGAGUGUUAGACAGACAUUAUUAUCAUGGCAUCUGUUCAGUACAGGGCUGGACUUUAUACAAAGUACAGCAGAGGAUUUUUACGGACUUUGACAGGACGAAACUAUCAUCAAGCUCUGAACAAAAUCUCUAAGAACAAUGGGAAAAACAUCUUAUAUAGGAGCCAAAGUCAACUCACAAAGACUCUACUCUCAAAGUCUGAGAGGCUGCUUUCAGGUCCAAACCAUCACUUUAUCCAGAGUCUUCUUUUGCAACCCCUGAGUCCAGGACUGAGUGACAUCAGCACAGACCUCAUUAGACGUCAUUUGCUAAGGAACCCAGUUGGAUUGAUUAACAUAUUAGGAUCAAGAUAUUUUUUCAACACCUCCCAAUCAAGACAGGAGAAGAAAAAGACUGAAGGUCCAAAGGGUCGGACUCCAGAAGAGGAUGAAGAGGAUAAGAAACGCAGAGAACAAGAGGAUCAGAUGUACCGAGAACGUCUUCGAACAUUGUUUUUUAUUGCACUGAUCAUGAGUUUGUUAAACUCCAUAAACACCAGCGGUGGCAACAUCUCCUGGAAUGACUUUGUCAAUGAAAUGUUGGCAAAGGGGGAAGUGUCACGUGUACAAGUCGUCCCUGAAAGUGACAUUGUGGAAAUCUAUCUUCAUCCUGGAGCUGUUAUUUUUGGGCGACCUAGGCUGGCAUUGAUGUACAGAAUGCAAGUCGCCAACAUUGACAAAUUUGAAGAGAAGCUCAGAGCUGCCGAAGAGGAGUUGAAUAUUGACUCAAAAGACAGAAUCCCCGUCUCAUAUAAACGCACUGGAUUCUUUGGAAAUGCACUUUAUGCUCUUGGGAUGGCAGCCAUUGGUGUGGCUAUUCUCUGGUACAUUUUCCGUCUCGCCGGCAUGGGAGGCAGAGAGGGUGGAUUCAGUGCAUUUAACCAACUGAAAAUGGCAAAGUUUACUAUUGUUGAUGGCAAAUCAGGAAAAGGAGUGAAAUUUAAAGAUGUAGCUGGAAUGCACGAGGCCAAGAUGGAAGUGAAGGAAUUUGUGGACUACCUUAAAAGCCCUGAUCGAUAUCUGCAGCUUGGAGCGAAAGUACCCAAGGGCGCCCUUCUGUUGGGGCCACCCGGCUGUGGCAAGACUUUACUGGCCAAAGCUGUUGCCACUGAGGCCCAGGUGCCUUUCCUGGCUAUGGCUGGCUCUGAGUUUGUGGAGGUCAUUGGAGGUUUAGGUGCUGCCAGAGUUAGGAGUUUGUUCAAAGAGGCUCGUGCCAGAGCUCCGUGCAUUGUGUACAUCGAUGAGAUUGACGCAGUGGGGAAAAAGCGCUCUACCAACAUGUCUGGCUUCUCUAACACUGAGGAGGAACAGACUCUCAAUCAGCUCCUGGUGGAAAUGGAUGGAAUGGGAACAACAGACCAUGUGAUUGUACUGGCCUCCACCAACAGAGCCGAUAUCUUGGAUAACGCUCUUAUGAGACCAGGUCGACUGGACAGGCACAUCUUCAUUGACCUGCCCACUCUACAGGAAAGAAAGGAAAUCUAUGAGCAGCAUUUGAAAGUUCUAAAGCUAAACCAACCAGCGGGCUUCUAUUCUCUGCGCCUGGCUGAACUCACUCCGGGCUUCAGUGGUGCAGACAUUGCUAAUAUUUGUAAUGAAGCAGCGUUGCAUGCAGCCAGAGAAGGCCACAAGUAUAUCGAUACUAUGAACUUUGAAUACGCUGUGGAAAGAGUAAUAGCAGGAAGUGUUAAAAAGAGUAAGAUUCUUUCGAAGGAGGAGCAGAGAGUGGUUGCUUUCCAUGAGUCUGGACACGCUUUAGUCGGCUGGUUACUUGAGCACACAGAAGCAGUUAUGAAGGUGUCCAUUGCCCCACGGACAAAUGCAGCUCUGGGGUUUGCUCAGAUUCUGCCUCGUGACCAGUAUCUGUUCACAAAGGAGCAGCUGUUUGAGCGCAUGUGCAUGGCCCUGGGGGGCCGCGCUGCUGAAGCCAUCACCUUUAACAAAGUCACCACAGGGGCUCAGGAUGACCUGCGUAAAGUGACCCGUGUGGCGUACUCCAUGGUAAAACAGUAUGGCAUGUGUGACAGUGUGGGACAAGUGUCCUUCCCUGAUACAGAAGAGCAAGGUGCCAUUGGACGUCGCCCUUUUAGUCAAGGACUGCAGCAGCAGAUGGAUCAUGAGGCCAAGAUGCUGAUUGCUCGAGCCUACAGACAAACAGAGAAGCUGCUGCUGGACAAUCGAGACAAACUUACAAUGCUGGCGAAUGCCCUGUUGGAGCGUGAAGUGGUGAACUACGAUGACAUUGAAGCUUUGUUGGGACCUCCCCCUCACGGCCCAAAGAAGAUGAUUGUCCCGCAGAGCUGGGUGGAGGCAGAGAGAGACAAACAGGACACUGGAGAGGACGACACGCCUCCACCUCCUCGAAAACACCAAGAGGACGAUGUCAAUCCACAACUGGUCUGAACGUCACACGCCUGUGCAGAUUUCACCACUGUCACGAGUUCUGUGAUUUAAAUUAUAAUCGACUGUGAUUCUGGUCAGGAUUUAUGCCAAAUACUGUAUAGUCAAGAAAUAACAUAACUGAUGCUUAAAUCAGUCUAUAAACAGCACUUCUGAACAUGGGGUUAAUUAAGUGGCUAAAAGGUUUGCCUCUGCAGCUUCUAGGACUGUAUUUUAUUUAAGUUUGGUUGGGGUCAGUGGAGUUUAUUGAAUUAUUUAAAUAAAAUGUUCCUAACAUUUCUACCUGCUGUGAAAUGUGUUUAUUGAGGCAGCAAAAGCAAUGACAAAUACAAGAGAAAAAUGCACAUUUAUUUUGUAAUUCAUUCAAAACUUCAAUAAAACGCAAACAAAAAGUG
Messenger RNA from Periophthalmus magnuspinnatus, 3106 nucleotides. RefSeq names its product SPG7 matrix AAA peptidase subunit, paraplegin (gene spg7). Gene Ontology annotation, biological process: protein-containing complex assembly; mitochondrial protein processing. The coding region runs from base 300 to 2714 and encodes 804 amino acids. The transcript is spliced from 17 exons. Gene Ontology annotation, molecular function: ATP binding; metalloendopeptidase activity; ATP hydrolysis activity. NCBI's taxonomy places the organism in Eukaryota, Metazoa, Chordata, Actinopteri, Gobiiformes, Gobiidae. The record is from RefSeq and is a predicted model, not a curated record. Gene Ontology annotation, cellular component: membrane; m-AAA complex.